Molecule: messenger RNA, 6421 nt
Organism: Anolis carolinensis (green anole)
Lineage: Eukaryota; Metazoa; Chordata; Lepidosauria; Squamata; Anolidae
Gene: dok1
Product: docking protein 1
Exons: 5
Coding region: 4624-6288 (554 amino acids)
Biological process (GO): Ras protein signal transduction; positive regulation of MAPK cascade; cell surface receptor protein tyrosine kinase signaling pathway
Cellular component (GO): cytoplasm
Source: RefSeq, a predicted model, not a curated record
UCUGAGGAUACCUGCCAUAGAUGUGGGCGAAACGUCAGGAGAGAAUACUUCUAGAAUAUGGCCAUACAGCCCGGAAAACAUACAACAACCCCAUUGAAUAUUUGCCUUAUAUAUGUACUAUAAUCCACUCUGAGUCCCUCCGGGGAGAUAAAAUGGAAUAUAAAUAAAGUGUAUUAUUAUGUGAUGCACAACAAGAUUAGUACACACCAAACAAGAUCACUCUGCUGGCUGUUGUAUUGGAUCACACGUUAGUCCCUUCCCAAGUGUCUAGGACUAUGUGGUGUAUUGGUGAAGAAUGCUUGUAUAUCUGAGUAGGGUGGCCUUUUGCAGCCAACAGAUUGUAAUUUUGUCAGUGCCGAUUGUGUUUAAGUGCAGGCUAAGCUUUGCACUUAAACUGGCCUGGCACCGAGUGUACCGAUCACCACUGGGACCACUUUUCCUGGCUUGUGCCAGAGUCUUUGCAGUUCGAUCUUCAAAUCCUCGUAUCACGUCAGCUUUUCCAGUUGCUUCUAGUUGAUUCUGCUGUCGCCUGGGAUUGCAACAUCGACAAUGCAUACUUCGUUUCCUAACACCAUGGUGAAGUCAGGAGACUUGAGCUCCAAAAACUCUGUCAGUCUGAAUUCGGAGGUCCCAGAGUAGUUUGAUGUGUUCAUUUUCUGCGACUUCUUCAGCCUUGUGACCUCACUAGUUCUUUGUCAUAGGCAGAUGGUAUUUGUGGCAUUAUUAUUAUGGUUAUUUAUUCAUUUUUCUCCCGCUUUUCUCCCAUGGGUGGGAUUCAAAGCGGCAUACAGUGGUUAAAAAACAGAAAUUACAUAAAAUACACAUUCAACAAAACAUCAUAACAACUAAAGCAAAUAACCCAUUACCAAACAGUUCAUAAAUUACAACAUAUACCAUUGAAAAUUCCCUAAAGGUGUGUAGCACUCCUCAUUUUACUGAAGACGUAGCCCACUGUUUAACAUCUGUUGGGCAAUUUGGAUAGAACUGCAAAGCACCCCUACUUUGGCUGUUGUCCAAAAGCAACUUCAUUUGCAAGUGUGCACAAUCAGAUGUCCCUUCCACAGGUUUUAUCCACUCAAGAUGCUGCAACUGCUCAAAAGCCUAGAAUGACAUUGGCUUUUGAACUUCUCCAUCCCAAUGCUGAUGGGUGCACCUUUGGAGUCCCACUUUCUUUCGGGGGAAGGAUAUAUAAGUCAAUAAUAACACCCCUCCUCCUUGACUUGAGAAAUAAAGUGUCAAUCAUUCAUUCUUCCAGCUCUUGGAUGCUAUGAAAAAUAUUUUUUGUUGUUUAUUUGUUCAUUCGCUUCCAACUCUUGGUGAUCUCCUGGACCAUCCCAGGCCAGAGCUUCCUGUUGGCUGUGUCCACCCACAGCUCCUUCAAGGUCAAGCCAGUCCCUUCAAGGAUACCGUCCAUCCAUCUCGCCCUUGGUCGGCCUCUCUCCCCUUUUCCUUCCAUUUUCCCCAGCAUUGCUAUUUUUUCCAAGCUUUCCUGUCUCUCAUGAUGUGGCCAAAAUACUUCAGCUUUGCCUCUAAUAUCCUUCCCUCCAGUGAGCAGCCACUGGGCAUCAUUUCCUGGAGGAUCUUCUUGCCAAGGUCCAAGGCACUCUCAGGAUGUUCCUCCAGGACCAGAGUCCAAAAGCAUCUCUCUUCCUUCGCUCAGCCUUCCUUAUGGUCCAGCCCUCUCUCGCAUCCAUAGGUUACUAUGGGGAAUACCAUUGCUUUCACUAUGUGGACCUUCGUUGCCAGUGUGAUAUUUAUUAUUUUAUCAAGGUUGGCCAUUGCUCUCCUCCCAAGAAGUAGAUGUCUUCUGAUUUCCUGGCUGCAGGAAUCUUCGUGCCUAGAAAUAUAAAGUGUGUCACUGCCUCCAUGUUUUCUCCCUCUAUUUGCCAGUUGUCAAUAGGUGUCGUUGCCAUGAUCUUGGUUUUCUUGAUGUUUAACUGCAGCCCAGCUUUUGCCCUUUCUUCUUUCUUUCCCCUUGGUGAUAAGGCUCCUCGGCUCCUCGCUUUCAGCUUUCAUCAGAGUGGUAUCAUCUGCAUACCUAAGGUUGUGAAUGUUUCUUCCAGCAAUUUUAACUCCGGCCUUGGAUUCGUCAAGCCCCGCACAUACGUCGCAUGAUGUGUUCUGCGUACAAGUUGAAUAGGGAGGGUGAGAGGACGCAGCCCUGAUGUCCGCACUCCUUUCCCAAUCUUGAACCCGUCUCCUGUUCCGUGGUCUGUUCUGACUGUGGCCACUUGGUCUUGAUACAGAUUCCUCAGGAGACAGACAAGGGGACUUGGUCUCCCCAGACCACCAAGAACAGGCCACAGUUUAUUAUGAUCCACACAGUCGAAGGCUUGAGAAUAGUCAAUAAAGCAGAAGUAGAUGUUUUUCUGAAACUCCCUGCCUUCCUCCAUUAUCCAGCAUCCGGAUAUUGGCCAUUGGGUCUCUGGUUCCUCUGCCUUUUCUGAACCCAGCUUGGACAUCUGGCAGCUCUCGCUCCAUGUCUGGAUGGAGUCUGCCUUGUAGGAUCUUGAGCAUUACCUUCCUGGCAUGGGAAAUAAGGGCCACUCUACGGAAGUUUGAACAUUCUUUAGUGGUAUAGGGAUAUAAAUUGAUUUUUUCCAAUCUGAUGGCCAUUCUUGAGUUUUCCAUAUUUGCUGGCAUAUGGCAUGCAUCACCUUGACAGCAUCACCUUUCAUGCUAUACAUUUGAUGUCAGCAACACAGGAUCUCAAAGAAUCAAAAGGACUUUUGGUCAAGCUUUUCAAUACCUGUGAAAUUAUUUUGCAAAGAUUGAAUGUGUUUAUAUUAUUAUUUUUGUUGCUAAAUUCAAUUGAAGUUUAAAUAGUGGAGACUAUUACAGUCUGGAAGAUACCACUGUGGAUUAUAACAGUUGACUGUAUAUAUCAUUUUCAUUAUUGUUGUUAACUCUCAGAUAAUAUUGUAUGUAUAUGGUGCUCUGAAUUACAUAGUGCAACUCAUGUUUUGAAACUUUAUAGCAUUCGCUUAUCCUUUUUACAUAGAAGGAAUAUAGCUCUAUACUCAGAGGCCUGACUAUUUCUGUGGCCUUUGCAGGAUGCUCUAAUAUACAUAUCUCUUUUUAUGUUUUGAAUCUUUUCAUGUUUUGAACCUUUAUAGUGGUUGUUUAUCUCUUCGAUAUGGCAUGCAUCACCUUGACAGCAUCACCUUUCAAGAUUUUAAACAGUUCAACUGGGAUUUCAUCAUCUCCUGCUGCCUUGUUAUUAGCAAUGCUUCUUAAGGCCCAUUCAACCUCACUCCUCUGGAUGCCUGAUUCUAAUUCACUCACCACACCAUCAAAGCUAUCCUCUACAUUAUUAUCCUUCCUAUAGAGAUAUUCUGUAUAUUCUUGCCACCUUUUCUUGAUCUCUUCAGCUUCUGUUAGGUCAUUGCAAUCUUUGUUCUUGAUCAUGCCCAUAUUUGCCUGAAAUUUACCUCCAAUGUUUCUGAUUUUCUGGAAGAGGUCUCUUGUCCUUCCUAUUCUAUUGUCUUCUCCCACUUCCAUGCAUUGUGUUUUCCAUAUUUGCUGGCAUGUGGCGUGCAUCACUUUGACAGCAUCAUCUUCCAAGAUUUUAAACAGCUCAGCUGGGAUCCCGUCAUUUCCUGCUGCCUUGUUGUUAGCAAUGCUUCUUAAGGCCCAUUCAACCUCACUCCUCUGGAUGCCUGAUUCUAAUUCACUCACCACACCAUCAAAGCUGUCCUCUACAUUAUUAUCCUUCCUAUAGAGAUAUUCUGUAUAUUCUUGCCACCUUUUCUUGAUCUCUUCAGCUUCUGUUAGGUCCUUGCAAUCUUUGUUUUUGAUCAUGCCCAUUUUUGCCUGAAAUUUACCUCCAAUGUUUCUGAUUGUCUGGAAGAGGUCUCUUGUCCUUCCUAUUCUAUUGUCUUCUCCCACUUCCAUGCAUUGUGUUUUCCAUAUUUGCUGGCAUGUGGCCUGCAUCACUUUGACAGCAUCAUCUUCCAAGAUUUUAAACAGCUCAGCUGGGAUCCCGUCAUUUCCUGCUGCCUUGUUGUUAGCAAUGCUUCUUAAGGCCCAUUCAACCUCACUCCUCUGGAUGUCUGGUUCUAAUUCACUCACCACACUGUCAAAGCUAUAUUAUUAUCUUUCCUAUAGAGAUCUUCUGUAUAUUCUCGCCUCCUUUUCUCGAUCUCUUCGGCUUCUGUUCGGUCCUUGCCAUUUUUGCCUGGAACUUGCCCAAUAGAAGGAAGCCCUGGCUGGCCAUCGCCUCCUGGUGGGCAAUCGCCAGCCUUGCAAAGCUCCUUCCAAAAAGUCCUUCCUGCGCAUGCGCCACAGCCCCCCCCCCCUCACCUGUCCUCACCUUCCACGCCCCCUUCCCCCUUCCUUUUUACCCCUAAAGAGGUGGGAGGAGGGGGAGGGCAGGGGAGGUGGGUUUCCCUGUCUUUUAGCACAGGCACUAAAGCGUUCCCUGCACUCUGCACAUGCCCAGAGGCGCCCUGUGUGUGUCCGGUGACGCGCCUGCAGGGAGGGAGGGGGGAGGAAGGCCCGCCCCUUCCGAAGGGAGAGAGAGGCGCUGUCGGGCGGCGCCGCGGCUUCCGAUUCUACAAGUAGGAGUAGCUGCUACCCGGUGGCCUCGCUUCUCGGCUCGCUCGCGGACUGGCUUCCCGAACCAUGGACCCCCCGGUGAAGGCCGGGACCCUCCUGGUCCAGCAAACGCCCGGGCUCCGCCUCGGCGCCAAGCGCUGGAGGAAGAGCUGGUGCGCCCUCUUCCCGGCCAGUGCGCACGGCGUGGCCCGCCUGGAGCUCUUCGACUGCAAGGAGGGCUCGCUGGGGAUGGGGACCGACCCCCGGACGGCCACCAAGCGGCCCGAGAAGAAGACCCUGCGGCUGGCCGAGUGUGUGAGCGUGGCCCCGGCCCCCGACUGCGCCCCCAAGGAGGGCCUGGCCGCCUUCCGCCUGGAGACCAGCCAGCGCGUCUAUCUCUUAGCUGCUGAGGCCCAGGAGGCCGCCGGGUGGGUGGCCCGCCUCUGUGAGAUUGCCUUCCCGCAGAACCCAGGCCAAGGGUCCCAGCUGUCAGCCAACCGGGCCGGAGAGCCGCCCUGGGAGAUGGCUACAAACUCCAUAUAUUACUCCCAAGACCAAGUGAGCGAGUUCUGGGUGACGGUGCAGAAGACGGAGGCGGCCGAACGCUGUGGGCUGCAAGGACGCUACCUGCUGAAGGCCCCCCCGGACGGGCUCCUCCUGGUUGACCCCUGCUCCGGCCGGACCCUCUACUCCUGGCCCUACCGCCUCCUCCGCAGAUACGGACGGGACAAGGUGAUGUUCUCCUUCGAGGCGGGCCGGCGCUGUGAGUCGGGGCCCGGCAACUUCACCUUCGAGACGGCUCAGGGCAACGAGAUCUUCCGGCUGGUGGAAGCCGCCAUCCAGUCGCAGAAGGCCCAGGCGGAGGAGAACCGGCGCAGCGCGGCCUCCAUGGACUCGGCCUCGGUUGAGGGUCCCUCGGCACUGGGCCACCUCCACUCCGCACUGGCCUCCUCUCUGAGCCUGGACGGGGAGGGCCAGCGGAGGGAGGGGGGGCUCCCACGGAGUGCCUUGGUGGCCACUGCCUCUGUGACCAGUUCUGCCUCUGUUGCCACAGAGAAGGGCGGCGAGGGGCCCAGGGCCGCCCCUAAGGGACAUGCCUUGCGGGAUUCUGCGGCCCGUUGCCCGCUCCCCAGGCUGCCGCCCUCCCAGGAAGAGUCCUCCGCCGCCAGCGUCUACUCGGAGCCCCUGGACACAGUGAGGGGCUCCCUCCCCGGGCCGGACCCCCUGUACGCUGACCCCGUGGACAGCCGGGCCCAGGACGCCGGCCGGCCCCCGAGCCCCGAGGGGCGCUUCUACGAGCAGGUGGGCCGCAAGGGCCACAUCUACGACGAACCUGAGGGGCGGGGGCCCCAGCCGCUCCCCGCCCCCAGCACGGCCACGGCCAUCUACGACGAGGCCCGGCUGCCCUGCGAGGCCUGGAGGACCCAGGGCCUGGAGAGCCCCGCCGGAUACGAGUUGCCCUACCUGCCCGGCGACGGGGACUACGCCGUGCCCGCCUUCCAGCAGAAGGGCCGGCUCGCCAAGGCCCCCAAGCCCUGCCCCGUGGCCAAGCCCCCCCGCGGCCACAGGAGCCCCAGCAAACAGAAGGAAGGGAACCACAAUAACAACAGCAACAACAGUGGCGGAGGCGAACCGGUCUAUAGCCAGGUGAGGAAGCCUCUCCGCGGGGCCCGGCUCCCUGGGCAGGAGGAGCAGUCGGUGGAUAAGAGCCGCCCGGCCUCUGCCGUAUACGAGGACCUGGGGGAGAUAUGAGCCCCAUUAUCCAUCCCCCCCCCUUUUGUAUCCCCCUGCCUUGUGUUUCCUGUGCAUUCACAGAAGGCUCACGAAGCUAUUUUUCUAGAGAGUUUUAUUUUGCUAUUAAAGGUUUUUGCCAUUUCAUUGAUAA